GCUGAUGCUAGGGCAGUGAGAGAGAGAGAGAGAGGCCUGUGGGUGGGUGGGGAAGAAGAGAGGCAGCAGCGGUCCAGGUCGUCCAGGCACAGACAGUGGCCGGCUGACCCACACACACGAGAGAGAAUAUUUGAAGGGAGGAGGUGGAAGGAGCUGAGCCUGACUGAGCUCGUGGGGUGGGGGUGUGGUGUGGGUGCAUAGUGUAGUACGUGUGUGUGCGGUCAUAUGUGUGCGAGUGCGAGACAGUGAGACUGGAGAUAGGGCUAAAGAGCGGCAGCCUUUAAUUCCUCUCUAGCUCGCAGUCUCGCACACAACACAUCACAUACCCGGCCGGCCCUCUCUUUCUCCCCCUGCCCGCAGGCUGAGCUCCCCCAUAGUUACUAGCUAGCUUAUAUUGCAUAUCUCCUCCCCCUCCUCCGUCCUCGCUAGCUCGUGUUCUUCUUCCUCUCAUCUUUUGCUUGUCCUCCAUUCCAUCGAUCUCCUAUUCCUGUGCCGACCGCGAGGCCAUCGUCAAAGAGAAACACAGAGCGGGUCGGGGACUCUCGGGGAGUCGGGGGAGGCUGCUAGUGCUAGCUAGCUCGACCAUAUACAGUUUGUGGGCGCGGCCGGGCGGGCAACAAGCUGCUAAGGUACCAGCAUACCACCCAUCUCCAUGGCUUUCCUGGUGGAGCGGUGCGGCGAGAUGGUGGUGUCGAUGGAGAGCCCGCACGCGAAGCCGGUGCCGGCGCCGUUCCUGACCAAGACGUACCAGCUGGUGGACGACCCCUGCACCGACCACAUCGUGUCGUGGGGCGACGACGACACCACCUUCGUCGUGUGGCGCCCGCCCGAGUUCGCCCGCGACCUCCUCCCAAACUACUUCAAGCACAACAACUUCUCCAGCUUCGUCAGGCAGCUCAACACCUAUGGCUUCAGGAAGAUAGUGGCGGACAGGUGGGAGUUCGCCAACGAGUUCUUCAGGAAGGGCGCCAAGCACCUCCUCGCCGAGAUCCACCGGAGGAAGUCGUCGCAGCCGCUGCCGACGCCGCUGCCGCCGCACCAGCCCUACCACCACCACCACCACCAUCUCCACCACCACCUCAGCCCGUUCUCCCCGCCGCCGCUGGCACAGCCGGUGCCGUCGUACCACCACCACCACUUCCAAGAAGAGCCCAUCGCCACCGCCACCGCGCCGCACGGCGGUGCUCAAGCCGCCGCCGCCGGCGGCAACAAUGAAGGCAGCGGCGCCGGCUCCGGCGGGGACUUUCUGGCCGCGCUGUCGGAGGACAACCGGCAGCUGCGGCGGCGCAACUCGCUGCUGCUGUCGGAGCUGGCGCACAUGAAGAAGCUCUACAACGACAUCAUCUACUUCCUGCAGAACCACGUGGCCCCGGUGACGAGCCCCUCGUCGGCGGCGCACGCGUCCCUGCCCAGCGCCGGCGGCGGCGGCGCCGCGGCGUCCUCCUGCAGGCUAAUGGAGCUGGACCCGGCGGACUCCCCAUCCCCGCCGCGGCGGCCGGAGGCGGACGACGGCACGGACACGGUGAAGCUGUUCGGCGUGGCCCUGCAGGGCAAGAAGAAGAAGCGGGCGCACCAGGAGGAUGGGGACGACGGCAACCAUGAGCAGGGAAGCAGCGACGUCUAGCCGCCGGCCGGCUUGCAUUGCUAGCUCUCUCGUUCGUGUACAUACAGAGAUCAGAUCAGAGAGUAGUAGUUUGCCUCGCUAGCUAGGCUAGGCUAGGCUUUGGUAAUUUUCUUCUGAGUGCGUACUGAAAUUAAUGUGCAAGAGCGAAGUGUUUGUCUGAGUAAAACUAACAAGAAUCUACGGAUGCGUGCAUGGAAGCUAAGCUAGAUGCAGAGGCUUGCACC
This is a messenger RNA of Zea mays, 1848 nucleotides long. RefSeq lists its product as uncharacterized. The coding region runs from base 653 to 1624 and encodes 323 amino acids. Gene Ontology annotation, molecular function: DNA-binding transcription factor activity; RNA polymerase II cis-regulatory region sequence-specific DNA binding. Gene Ontology annotation, biological process: regulation of transcription by RNA polymerase II. The record is from RefSeq and is marked validated. Gene Ontology annotation, cellular component: nucleus. The transcript has 2 exons. NCBI's taxonomy places the organism in Eukaryota, Viridiplantae, Streptophyta, Magnoliopsida, Poales, Poaceae.